AUGCACAUCCUCACGCUCCUCACUCUCGCGCCCAUCCUUCUCAUAACCCGCUACUUCAUGUCCCUCCUCUACCUAACCUACACCACACGCACCCUCCAGUGCAUCCCAGGCCCAUUCUGGGCGCGCUUCACACGCCUCUGGUACUUCCGUCGUCUAUGGAACGGGCACUUCGAAGACGACAACAUCCGUCUGCACAACCAAUACGGGCCUAUCGUGCGCAUCGCCCCAGACCACUAUAGCAUCAGUGACCGGGCUGCGUUGAAAACGAUCUACGGGACGGGCACCAAGUUCGCAAAGUCCGCGUGGUAUGAGGGUUGGAAACACCCGGAUCCCGAGCGGUGGACUUUGUUCCCUGAUAGGAAUAUCAAGAGGCAUGGUGAGACUCGAAAGCGGUUUUCGAGUUUGUACUCGAUGAGCUCGCUGGUGCACUACGAGGACUUUGUGGACCAAUGCGCGGAUGUCUUCUUCCAGAGAUUGGGUGAAUUCGCUGAGCAAGACGCAAAGUUCAAUCUUGGGGAGUGGCUUCAGUUCUAUGCUUUUGAUGUUAUUGGGGAGAUUACUUAUGGGCAACGCUUUGGCUUCCUCGACAAGGGCCACGAUAUUGACGGGACUAUCAGCGCCCUCCAGAACCUAAUGGCUUAUAGCUCCUUGAUUGGAAUAUACCAUGAGUGGCAUCCCCGGUUGUUCGGGACCCUGAGUCGCUUUGCUUGGUCUGGUGCAGGCGGUCGAGCAUACAUCAUGCGGUACGUGCAGGAAAAGAUUGCCCGUCACAGCACUCAGAAGAAAAGCGACGUUGAGCAUGGCCCCUUGAAAACCCAAACAUUCCUCGAGAAGAUGACCCUCGCCAGAGACAAAGACCCCGAAAAGGUGACAGACUACCACGUCUUCAUGAUGGGUCUGUCGAAUGUUAUCGCCGGGUCAGAUACAACAGCCAUCAGCCUCUGCUCAAUUAUGUACCACCUUCUGCAUUAUCCCGCCGUCCUCAGCAAACUACGUCAGGAAAUCAACGACUACACCGCUCAAGGCCUCUGCAGCGAACGAGUCACCUUCAAAGAGAGCCAAGAAAUGCCCUACUUCCAAGCCGUCAUGAAAGAAGCCCUCCGUAUGCAUAGUGCAACAGGGCUCCCUUUCUGGCGCGUCGUACCAGCGGGCGGUGCACAAAUCAGCGGCCAUUUCUUCCCAGAAGGCACUGUCGUCGGCGUCAACGCAUGGAUACCACACUACGACGAGACGAUAUUUGAAGACGCAAAGACCUUCCGACCAGAGAGGUGGAUCGAGGCGGAAAAUGAGCCUGAGAGGUUGAAGGUUAUGAAUGAGAUGUAUAUGCCGUUUGGCUUAGGCUCUCGAACUUGUCUCGGGAAGCACAUUUCCAUCUUAGAAAUGUCGAAACUCAUUCCCCGAAUCAUCUGUGAAUUCGACUUUACUACAGAGAACCGCAAAUGGAGUACCGUGAACCAUUGGUUCGUCAAACCGACCGACUUAGAGGUACAGGUUCGUCGGCGGGACAAGGCUGUUGGGAUAUAA
This is a messenger RNA of Aspergillus puulaauensis, 1524 nucleotides long. RefSeq names its product cytochrome P450. The coding region runs from base 1 to 1524 and encodes 507 amino acids. Lineage: Eukaryota; Fungi; Ascomycota; Eurotiomycetes; Eurotiales; Aspergillaceae. The transcript is spliced from 4 exons. The record is from RefSeq and is a predicted model, not a curated record. Gene Ontology annotation, molecular function: iron ion binding; heme binding; monooxygenase activity.